CAAACUUGUUAUUGACUCGCUUGGCCGAACGUCAAUUUUCUCGUAUAACCUUUCCCGAAAACUAGACAAAAUUACUAAAAAGAAGAACGGCCUACUUAUGGAGAGUAAGGAAGUGACCAAUCUAAAGCGACCGGUAGAAACAGCAGAAGAAGAUGACGUACGAAAAGGGAAGAAAAAGAGGGGGAAGGCUGAAGUGGAGGAGGAACAGACCCCCACCGAGGUGAAAGAGGAAGUGAAGCCGGAGAAGACGGAGAAGGAGGAGGCCGAUGGAGAAGCGGAGCAGGACGACCCUACAGUUGGCUUGGAAGGAGCCUCGUUCCAGAGUCGCAUGCCCUCGGACAAGCUCACCACCCUGGAGGGAUCGCUCUUCUCCGACAUUGUCAAGAGCCCCCCCCCCACCCACCGGCUCUUCCUCCACAUCAGGAACAGAAUCUUGCAAAUGUGGCUUGAAAAUCCUCUGCAAGAACUGACUUAUGAAGGCGUCAUGGCAAACCUCGAACAACCUUUCAACUCCGAGAGCGUGCUGUGUGCUCGCAUCCAUGCCUAUCUAGAACGCCAUGGGUACAUCAACUUUGGCAUCUUUAAGCGUGUGAAGCCGUUGCCGCAGAAGAAGUACGGGAGCAUCAUUGUCAUCGGUGCCGGCAUUGCGGGACUUGCGGCUGCCCAGCAACUCAUCUUUGGGUUUGAGGUCAUUGUGCUGGAGGCCAGGGACCGGGUUGGGGGCAGGAUAGCAACCUUCCGAAAAGGGGCAUACAUCGCCGACCUUGGAGCGAUGGUGGUGACAGGGCUGGGAGGCAACCCUCUUAAUGUCCUCUCCAAGCAGAUCAACAUGGAACUCAUCUGUAUCAAGCAGAAGUGCCCACUGUACGAGUCCAACGGGAAUACGGUACUAAAGGAUAAAGAUGAGAUGGUCGAGAGGGAAUUUAAUCGUCUCCUUGAAGCAACCAGCUUUUUGUCCCAUCAGCUUGAUUUCAAUUACGUUGACAACCGGCCUAUUAGUCUCGGGGAGGCGCUGGAGUGGGUUAUCAACUUGCAAGAAAAGAAUGUUAAAGAAAAACAAGUUAAUCAUUGGAAAACCGUUGUCAAAUUACAAGAGAAGCUCAAGACUGUUCUUAAUAAGAUGCACACACUACAUGGAAAGAUUGAAACCCUUCAUAAAGAGCAUGAACAGCUGAGCGAAAAGAGAAAUUCCCGAAAUAUCACAAAUGAAUUUGUUUACCGUGUAAAGCUGCGGGAAUUGCAGAAUGCUUGCAAGGAGUGGGACCAGCUAGUCGAACAACAGCGAGAGAUCGAGGACAAACUGCAAGAACUCGAGGCAUCUUCGCCGAGCGACGUCUAUCUCUCGUCCCGCGACAGACAAAUCUUGGACUGGCACUUCGCUAAUCUCGAAUUUGCCAAUGCCACGCCCUUGCAUAACCUCUCCCUCAAGCACUGGGAUCAGGAUGAUGACUUUGAGUUCUCGGGCAGCCACCUCACAGUUCGAAAUGGAUACUCGUGUGUUCCAGUAGCCCUCAGUGAAGGCCUAGAUAUCCGGCUAAACACCGCAGUGCGUAAAAUAUUAUACACAAACACUGGGGUCGAGGUCACGGUGUCAAAUGCUCGUAACCAUUCCAAUCCGGCGACUUUAAAAGCUGAUGCAGUUCUGUGCACACUACCUCUGGGUGUUUUAAAGCAGUCAGUUAUUGCCAACCAGAAUGCUCCACACACUGUCACGUUCAGCCCACCUUUGCCACAGUGGAAAGUUGAUGCGAUUUCGAGACUCGGAUUCGGAAAUCUCAAUAAGGUCGUUCUGUGUUUCGACCGAGUGUUCUGGGAUCCAAAUGCGAAUCUCUUUGGACACGUGGGAUCUACCACAGCAAGCAGAGGUGAGCUCUUUCUCUUCUGGUAUUUAUACCGCGCUCCAGUACUCCUAGCGCUGGUCGCAGGAGAAGCCGCGGCAAUUAUGGAAAAUGUCAGUGAUGAUGUCAUUGUUGGCCGUUGCAUUGCUGUGCUUAAGGGAAUCUUUGGCAACUCUUCUGUACCACAGCCUAAAGAAACAGUAGUAACCAGAUGGCGUGCAGAUCCUUGGUCCAGGGGCUCUUACUCUUUCGUCUCCACGGGGGCAUCUGGCAAUGACUACGACAUCCUGGCCACACCCAUCUCUCCACACCAGGCCAAUCAGAACCCACAGAAUUCACAGAACUCGACUGAUGCACCUUCCCCUCCUCCGAGACUGUUCUUCGGAGGGGAGCACACCAUCCGAAACUAUCCAGCCACAGUCCAUGGAGCCUUGCUCAGCGGUCUUCGCGAGGCAGGACGGAUUGCAGAUCAGUUCUUGGGCUGUCCUUAUGCUGCCCCAUCCUCACCUCCCACGAACGGCACUGCCAAGAUCGAGACUUAGUGUUCCGGGGAGGGGUGUACGUGGAUUAAUAAUUUAAAGGGGGGGGGGGAGCUUUUCAGAUCUUACAAUUGAGUGUUAGUUUUAAUCCUCUUAAAGACUAGUGGCAUCUUCUUCUUCUUUUUUUCUCUCUCUCUCUCUCUCUCUCUCUCUCUCUCUCUCUCUCUCUCUCUCUCUCUCUCUCUCUCUCUCUCUCUCUCUCUCUCUCUCUCUCUCUCUCUCUCUCUCUCUCUCUCUCUCUCUCUCUCUAUUUUCUCUAGGAGGUUGUCUACUUACUUUGUUUCAGAGUCAGAUGAAGGAUAUUAUGUCUCUGCUUUAUAUUUCAUGCUUUAAUGACAACUUUGAAGCAAACAAGUCAGUGCUAUGUUAUGAGAAUGAUAUACAAGCUGAGAGGGAGAAAAGAGAAAAAAAGAAAAUAAACGAAAAAAAAAUAGACUGCAUUAUUAUUUUACUCAUGAAAUUUAUACAGAAAACAGUUUAAUUUAAAUAAUUUUCAAAAUGACUGCACAAUAUCUACAGUGCCAUUAUAUCUCAAUUGUGCUAUUUUAUAUUCAUAACGCAAAACUAUGAAAUAGAUUUGAAAAAACUUAUAACCAUAAAGCUAGUUUUGUAUUUGGAUGCUCUAGAAUUUUUAAAAACUUAAGGUUCAAAUUUCAUAAAAUACUAUUUAGAAGUCCAGUAUUAAUUUACAUAAAUGUACAUAUCCGCCUUUUGAUUUGUAGUGAUUGAUAAAGGAGACCUUUCAGAAAUUUGUGCAUUUUCAGUGUAAAAAGAUUAGCAUUUACACAUGGUAUGUUUGUUCAGGUUUUUCCUUCAUCAAGGUACAUUUACUUGUAUACUGUGCGUGUGUAAAUGUGCUUUAAAUGUUCAAAAGAAUCACUGUUUAUUUAUAGUCAUUGAUUUGUAAAGAAUUUCUCUCCUGGCAUAACUAUUCAGCCAAAUGUAUUUACUUGUUUGUUUUCUACAUUUUCAAUUUAAACUCGGUUUUAUCAAAACAUCAAAGAAGUUUAGAUAUUUAAAAAUACAGAUCUCACAAAUCCACAGUGCUUUUUUUUUUAAGGCCAUUUUCACACUAUGUAUAAACAUUGGAUCCCUUCUUUUUGCUUUGUAUUUAUAACUGCAAUGUUAGCAAUCUAGGUUCCAUCCAGUUUCAAGUCUUCAUUUGACUCAGGCUAGGGUUUUAUGCAUUUACAAAAACAAACAGAAAAAGGUACAAUCUUUUGACAUCAUACAAGAGUAAGAUGCCAAACGUAAGAUAAUGAAUUUCUUGCUUUUAUAUCCCUAUUUUUUAAGCACUUAAAACUAAAAAAAAAAAGGUAAAAAGACAGUGCUUUGCCACAUUAUAACUUCUGUCUUUAAAUUAUUAUAUUACAUGUGGCAAAUCACUGACUCGUGGAAGUCACUCUCUGGUUUAAAGCCGGAGAAUGUAGUCAGUCCUUAAUAAAAACAAAAACUAA
Molecule: messenger RNA, 3834 nt
Organism: Penaeus chinensis
Lineage: Eukaryota; Metazoa; Arthropoda; Malacostraca; Decapoda; Penaeidae
Gene: Su(var)3-3
Product: lysine-specific histone demethylase 1A-like
Biological process (GO): regulation of DNA-templated transcription
Cellular component (GO): nucleus
Molecular function (GO): flavin adenine dinucleotide binding; protein binding; oxidoreductase activity
Source: RefSeq, a predicted model, not a curated record